GCUGAUUGUGGUGCGCCUCUGUCUUAGAGCUCCGCCGAGCACACUCGGAUGCGCUGAGGGAGCGGGGGUCGCUGCGCCGCGGUACGGUAUAUGGAAGUUGUGGGCUGCAAGACAGAGCCAGGCAGUUGCACGUUGCGUCCAGGACCGGGAGCCAUGCUUUUCCACGGGAUCUCCGGGGAUCACAUCCAGGGGAUCAUGGAGGAAAUGGAGAGGCGCUCCAAAACGGAGUCGCGCCUGGCGAAGGGCAUGCAGCUCAACGGGAGAGAUUCGACCAUGCCCUCCAUGAGCCCGGAGAAGCCUGCCCUGUGCGCCGGCUGCGGUGGGAAGAUUUCGGACAGAUACUACCUCCUCGCCGUGGACAAACAGUGGCACCUGCGGUGUCUCAAAUGCUGUGAAUGUAAACUCGCGCUGGAGUCGGAGCUAACGUGUUUUGCCAAGGAUGGGAGUAUCUAUUGCAAAGAGGAUUACUACAGAAGGUUCUCCGUGCAGAGGUGCGCGCGCUGCCACCUCGGAAUAUCAGCUUCAGAGAUGGUGAUGAGAGCGCGCGACUCCGUGUAUCACCUGAGCUGCUUCACCUGCACCACCUGCAACAAGACCCUGACCACGGGUGACCACUUCGGCAUGAAGGACAGCCUGGUCUACUGCCGGCUCCACUUCGAGACGCUGGUGCAGGGACCGGACUACCACCCUCAACUCAACUUCGCCGAGCUGGCAGCCAAGGGCGGCGGCCUCGCCCUCCCGUACUUCAACGGCACCGGCACGACUCAGAAAGGGAGGCCGCGCAAGAGGAAGAGCCCCGCCAUGGGGAUAGAUAUCCCCAGCUACAACACAGGGUGCAACGAGAACGACACCGACCACUUGGACCGGGACCAGCAGGCCUACCCUCCAACGCAGAAAACCAAACGCAUGCGUACCUCCUUUAAGCACCAUCAGCUGCGGACAAUGAAAUCCUACUUUGCCAUCAACCACAACCCAGAUGCCAAGGACUUAAAGCAGCUGGCCCAGAAAACGGGCCUCACUAAAAGAGUUCUGCAGGUUUGGUUCCAAAACGCAAGAGCCAAAUUCAGAAGGAACGUUUUGCGACAGGAGAAUGGAGGUGUUGAUAAGGCUGAUGGCACCUCACUCCCUCCGCCCUCCUCCGACAGUGGGGCCCUGACCCCCCCCUCCAGCGCAGCCACACUAACAGACCUGACAAACCCCUCUAUCACUGUAGUGACCUCCGUCACCUCUAGUUUGGACAGCCAUGAUUCGGGGAGCCCUUCACAAACUACCUUGACAAACCUUUUCUAACAAGCUAUCUUUAGCAAACUGAUUGUUAUUUUAUCUGGUUUGAUUUGCCUCUUUUUUAUUUGAUUUCUUUGGAAUUUUUUUCCUCAAUUGACAUUUUAUUUUUUUAAGUGACACCUUUAAAAUCAAACAGAGACAGCUCCAUGGAACAGAAAGUGCUGUACUGUGUACACAAACAGGAACAACGAGACAGCAGCCGCCGCUUUAAAACACAAGGAAACCGCCUCAAUGUGUAGCAUCUGAAACUGCACGGCGAGUGCAGAGAUUGAUUCUGGAUUUUUCGGACAUUCUUGGACUUGAAGAGAAUAGAAAGUUAUCUUGGACUCCACCAUAAAAGAAAAAAAAACUCUAAAACGUCCACCUGAUUUGACUUUAUUUGUACAUCUAUUGCCUAAUUGGUUAAUUUAAAUUAACGAGGAACCUGUAUAUGUAUGCACUGUGUUCGCACUAUUCAACAACAUUCAGAUUGUUUUUUUUAAUUUUUUUAUUAUUGAAUAAUUUGGAAAAUAAACUUGUAGAAUGUUCUGUGCAUGGGUAACUCCAGAAAACAGGCUUUAAUUAUUUCCGAAUGUUUCAGCCUCGAAGAGUGAUGCAGAUCUCACGGAGCUACAUGUAAAAGGUCUAAAUUACAUUGCAGAGCAACAAAUCCUUACCGCUUAAAUGACAAAUGGAAGCUAAAAAAAGGAAAAAAAGAACAACCACACACCCACGUUGUCCUGGUUUACACCCUAACUGUGAUCUAGAGAAAGAAGGGAAUCCUGCAAUCUGUACAGUGGAAACCCUUCAAUAUGUAAUGCAGUCACAUUUAUAGAAACUGUUUGAUAAUUAGGAAAGAGAAAUUCAGAUUUGUAAGCAGUUUAUGGGCACUGUUGUAGUUGAUUGUCUUCAUGAGAGAGAGAACUUUUUUUUAUUUAUUUGGACUUGUAGCCCUCGUAGAUCAACCACUCUCAAGCAGACAGCGCUUAGCAAACAUAUCCUUAGAUCCAAAUCAGUUGCACAGUGACAAUAUACUGCCCAGAGAAAAGUGCAUUAUCGUUCUUAUCAUGUUGCUCAGGGUAAUGAUGUGAUUUUUAAAAAGGGACAAUAAAAAAAAGGAAAAAGAGAGAAGGGGUUAGUUUCAGUGGUUGCAGACCAGAGCUGACAGGAGCAGUCUAAUGACCUCAGAUGGGUGGAGUCGAGAGGGAAGCAGCCAGCGGGAAAAAUCAUCGUCCAUGUGUUCCCCUGUUUAACCAUGUUAACACUUUAUUUACUGACACUUGCCACUGAACAGACCAAAAAAAAAAAAAAAGGAAAAAAACAUGUUUCUUCUGGCUGAAAGAUAGAGAAAGAGCGGGCAAAUCUUCAAUGGAGUUGACACAUCCCAUUGUGAGCGUCACAGUUUGUUCUUUUGUAGAACAAAGUGGUACUCUUGAUCUACUCUUAUGAAGUAGAUACCUAACUCAGUUCUACUAUGUGCCUUAUGCUAUAACUUGGAAGAGAGUUUGUGAAAUUCAGGAUCUAUGUGUUCUUUGUUAACUGAGUCACAUCCUUUUUGGCGCCUCACUAGUUUUGUACUGUUUUGCAUCUGAUUUCCGAAGAUCUUUUUAUGGUGUAUCCUGUUAAAAAGGGGGCAGCGAUGUCAUAGAAAGCAUUUGUGCACUCUUUCAGAUAUAGUUGGGUAAUCCAAGAACCUUAUAUAUUGAUCUUCGUGUUAAUAGUUGAGUACAGUAAGUGUUCUAUCAAGAUUGUCCAUGUUUCCCUGUUUCUUGAUAAAGAUGGUGUAUAGAAACUAUUUCCCCUUAAAUAUUUAUGGACCAAACGGUUGUUAUAUAUCUUAUUAAAUUUGUGUGAAUAAAACUACUUUGCUUUAAA
Molecule: messenger RNA, 3138 nt
Organism: Oryzias melastigma (Indian medaka)
Lineage: Eukaryota; Metazoa; Chordata; Actinopteri; Beloniformes; Adrianichthyidae
Gene: lhx9
Product: LIM homeobox 9
Biological process (GO): neuron differentiation; regulation of transcription by RNA polymerase II
Cellular component (GO): nucleus
Molecular function (GO): RNA polymerase II transcription regulatory region sequence-specific DNA binding; DNA-binding transcription factor activity, RNA polymerase II-specific
Source: RefSeq, a predicted model, not a curated record